This is a messenger RNA of Penicillium griseofulvum, 1152 nucleotides long. RefSeq names its product aldo/keto reductase. The record is from RefSeq and is a predicted model, not a curated record. Lineage: Eukaryota; Fungi; Ascomycota; Eurotiomycetes; Eurotiales; Aspergillaceae. The transcript has 5 exons. Bases 1 to 1152 code for a protein of 383 amino acids.
AUGUUAGCCCGAGCAGCAGCCCCAAAGUCCCGCCUUGGCCGCUAUCGCCUGUUAGCCCCCACUGCUGGCGUCAAGGUGAGCCCACUAUGCCUGGGUGCAAUGAACUUCGGUGAUGGCUGGAAUGAACGCCUCGGCGAAUGCAACAAAGAAACAUCUUUCCAGAUUCUGGAUACAUACUACGAGAACGGCGGCAACUUCAUAGAUACAGCCAAUAACUACCAAGCCGAAGAAUCCGAAAAAUGGAUCGGCGAGUGGAUGGAAGCCCGCGGCGUGCGCGACCAAAUCGUCCUCGCAACGAAGUAUACUUCGCCGUAUCGCGCUCACAACAAGUCCGAGAUCCAGGCAAACUUCGUGGGCAAUAAUGCCAAGAGCAUGAAGCUUUCUGUGGAAGCAAGUCUGAAGAAAUUGCGGACGGAUUAUAUUGAUCUGCUCUACGUCCACUGGUGGGAUUUCAGCACCUCCAUCGAGGAAGUCAUGACCUCGCUCAACCAGCUAGUCUUAUCUGGAAAGGUUCUGUACUUGGGUAUCAGUGAUACACCCGCAUGGAUCGUGACCAAGGCGAACCAAUACGCACGCGAUCACGGCCUCCGUCCCUUCUCCGUCUACCAAGGUAAAUGGAACGCCGCCACGCGCGAUUUCGAGCGCGACAUCAUCCCUAUGGCGGCGUCGGAGGGAAUGGGCCUUGCACCGUGGGCGGCUCUCGGUGGCGGCGUAUUCAGGACAACCGCACAGCGGGAAGAGAUUGCGCGGAGUGGGAAGAACCCAGGACGACAGACUCCCGCGACGGAGCGGGAUAUUGCCGUGUCGAAGGUGUUGGAGGCUGUUGCUGAGAGACACGGCACUGCGUUAACUAGCGUUGCGUUGGCGUAUGUGAUGCGCAAGGCGCCGUAUGUGGUUCCGAUUGUCGGAGGGCGUAAGGUUGAGCAUUUGUUGGGUAAUAUUGAGGGGCUUGGGGUUGACUUGUCGGAUGAGGAUGUGAGGGAAAUCGAGGGAGCUUAUGAGUUCGAUGUUGGGUUCCCGAUGAACUUUUUGUCUCGGGGGGAUGAUGUUCCUGAGGCGCAUCCGGGAAGUUCGUCCUUCAUGAAUGCGACGGCCAAGUUUGAUUAUCCUGACUUGGUGAGGGCGGUUGGACCGAGGAAGUUGGAUGAUUGA